AUGUCUCACGAGGAGGAUCUCAUUGACUACUCCGAUGAGGAGCUUCAGACCACUGAUGCCGCAGCUACCACUGCUGCUCCCGCCGCAAAUGGCGACGCCGCCAAAAAGGGCGACCUAACGGUUUCUGGUGGCCGUCCCGACAAGAAGGGAAGCUAUGUCGGUAUUCACUCGACCGGUUUCCGCGACUUUUUACUGAAGGGAGAACUCUUACGUGCCAUCACCGAUUGCGGUUUCGAACAUCCAUCGGAGGUCCAGCAAGUUUGCAUUCCGACCGCUAUUCUCAAUGUCGAUGUUCUUUGCCAGGCAAAGUCUGGUCUCGGAAAGACCGCCGUCUUCGUCUUGACCACCCUUCACCAGCUGGAGCCUGUCCCCGGAGAGUGCUCUGUCUUGGUCAUGUGCCACACCCGUGAGUUGGCUUACCAGAUUAAGAACGAAUAUGCUCGUUUCAGCAAAUACCUUCCCGACGUGAAGACUGCCGUCUUCUACGGAGGUACGCCCAUCCAGAAGGACGUCGAAGUGCUGUCCAACAAAGAAUCAUACCCCAACAUUGUCGUCGGUACUCCCGGUCGACUGAACGCCCUUGUUCGCGACAAGAAGCUUUCCCUGCGUAAUGUCAAGGCAUUCGUUCUUGACGAGUGUGACAAGAUGCUCGACCAGAUCGAUAUGCGCCGCGAUGUUCAGGAGAUCUUCCGUGCUACACCCGCUGAUAAGCAAGUUAUGAUGUUCAGCGCUACUCUCUCCCAAGAGAUCCGGCCUGUUUGCAAGAAGUUCAUGAGGAACCCCCUUGAAGUUUACGUGGACGACGACACCAAGCUCACCCUCCACGGUUUGCAGCAAUACUACAUCAAGCUCAGCGAAGCGGAAAAGAACCGGAAGCUGAACGAACUCCUGGAUAGCCUUGAGUUCAACCAGGUUAUUAUUUUCGUCAAGAGCACACUCCGUGCAAAUGAGCUGGACAAGCUUUUGCGCGAGUGUAACUUCCCCAGUAUCGCAGUCCACUCUGGUGUGAGCCAGGAGGAGCGUAUCAAACGCUACAAAGAAUUCAAGGAGUUCAACAAGCGUAUCUGUGUUGCUACUGAUGUCUUCGGACGUGGUAUCGAUAUCGAGCGUAUUAACCUUGCUAUUAACUACGACUUGCCUGCGGAUGCUGACUCGUACCUGCACCGCGUUGGUCGUGCCGGUCGUUUCGGUACCAAGGGUCUCUCGAUCUCGUUCGUCAGCAACGAGGAGGACGAGAAGGUCCUUAAGGAUAUUGAGAAGCGUUUCGAAGUUGCUCUUCCUGAAUACCCCGAGGGUGGUGUUGACUCCAGCACGUACAUGGCAUAA
Messenger RNA from Aspergillus oryzae RIB40, 1326 nucleotides. RefSeq names its product ATP-dependent RNA helicase SUB2. Lineage: Eukaryota; Fungi; Ascomycota; Eurotiomycetes; Eurotiales; Aspergillaceae. Gene Ontology annotation, biological process: mRNA export from nucleus; mRNA splicing, via spliceosome. Gene Ontology annotation, molecular function: RNA helicase activity; RNA binding; ATP binding. The record is from RefSeq and is a predicted model, not a curated record. Bases 1 to 1326 code for a protein of 441 amino acids. The transcript has 5 exons.